AUGGAGGCGACGGCCGGCGUUGAGGAAGGGGAGGGGACGGCGGCCGGCGACGUUGGAGAGGAAGGAGGAGGAGCGGCCGGAGGGAGGAGAAGGACGCGCGGCGCCGGGCGGUUCCUCCGGGCGGCGGUGUGGCCGGACGGCGGCCUUGGGCGCGCGCCGGCACGGGAGGUGGCGAGCCGCGGCGACGGAGGCGGCGGAAAGCGGCGGCGGCGCGGGGCCCGGCGGGCGGAGGCGCGCGGGCCGGAAGGGCCUGACGCGGGCUCCGGGCCGGCGGCGCGGGCGGCGAAGUGGGCGCGGGCGGCGGCGAAUCCGGAGGCGUCACGUGGCGGUGGCGGUGGGAAACGGACACGUCCGUCGGUGGAUGUUUUGUCCGGCGGCGCGGAGGGGACGGGGUUAGGGUUUCAUCUGCGGAUUAUUUCGGGAAGGAUGCAUAUAUAUAGGUAG
This is a messenger RNA of Aegilops tauschii subsp. strangulata, 444 nucleotides long. Lineage: Eukaryota; Viridiplantae; Streptophyta; Magnoliopsida; Poales; Poaceae. The record is from RefSeq and is a predicted model, not a curated record.